UGGGAAAUGACUGACGAGGCCGAGAUUCUUGACUGGCCACUGCAUCUCAACUAACACAAGAAACAGAAAACCUCCAGCCGACGGAGUGAAUUCGUGCCUUUAAUUUCACUUCACCUCAACUGGAUUCUUUGAAUGUGCUUCGUUUCUUUCUACGAAAGGCUUCAGAUCCUCAAUUUGACAAAACCAAUAAUUACAUGUUAGUUCCAAAGGGCAACAAUCACAAGGAAAGAAAACGAAAGCGAAAUGGCAAUGCCAUGGGUCAUGACUCUAUGGAUGGCAGAGAUGGUUUGGAUUGCUCUAAGUGGAUGGGUUUCUUCAUGCUUGACGAUUGCUGAUGAAGUUGCUGACUCUCUCAGAAGUGGUGAUAUUGGUCCCUUCCAUGUUGGCUGAACUCAGCUUCUCUUUUUCUUCUUCUUUCGAUCAAACCCACUUCUC
Theobroma cacao (cacao) is the source of this 435-nucleotide messenger RNA. RefSeq lists its product as uncharacterized. The record is from RefSeq and is a predicted model, not a curated record. Lineage: Eukaryota; Viridiplantae; Streptophyta; Magnoliopsida; Malvales; Malvaceae.